AUGUCAGGAGUGUUCUUAGCUCCCAGACGGGAUGCUGCUGCUAAGCUUGGUCCAGUUGAACUGCUCUGUCCUCCAAAGAGGAAGGGGAUGAAGAACAGCAGUAGCAAUGCCAGCUCCAGCAGUGCAAUGCAGAAGGAAAUCACACUGCCUUCAAGACUGGUGUAUUACAUCAACCAGGACUCCGAAAGCCCUUAUCAUGUGCUCGACACAAAGGCCAGACAUCAGCAGAAACACAACAAGGCUGUCCAUCUGGCCCAGGCGAGCUUCCAGAUUGAAGCCUUUGGCUCCAAGUUCAUUCUUGAUCUCAUACUGAACAAUGGUUUGCUGUCUUCUGACUACGUGGAGAUUCAUUAUGAGAAUGGGAAACCAAUGUACUCUAAGGGGGGAGAACACUGCUACUAUCAUGGGAGCAUCAGAGGCGUCCAAGACUCCAGGGCAGCUCUGUCGACGUGCAAUGGCCUCCACGGCAUGUUUGAGGACAAUACCUUCAUGUAUAUGAUAGAGCCACUGGAACUCAUUCAUGAUGAGAAAAGCACAGGCCGACCACACAUAAUCCAGAAAACCCUGGCAGGACAAUAUUCUAAGCUGAUGAAGAAUCUCAGCUCAGAUGGCAGUGACCAGUGGCCUUUGCUACCUGAAUUACAGUGGCUGAGAAGAAGGAAGAGAGCAGUGAGUCCAUCACGUGGUGUGUUUGAAGAAAUGAAGUAUUUGGAACUUAUGAUCGUAAAUGAUCACAAGACGUAUAAGAAGCACCGCUCUUCUCACGCGCACACCAACAACUUUGCAAAGUCUGUGGUCAACCUGGUAGAUUCUAUUUACAAGGAACAGCUCAACACUAGGGUUGUCCUAGUGGCCGUAGAGACCUGGACUGAGAAGGAUCAAAUUGACAUCACCAUCAACCCCGUGCAGAUGCUGUAUGAGUUCUCCAAGUACCGGCAGCGCAUCAAGCAGCAUGCCGAUGCUGUCCACCUCAUCUCGCGUGUGACAUUCCAUUACAAGAGAAGCAGUCUGAGUUACUUCGGAGGUGUGUGCUCUCGCGUUAGAGGGGUCGGUGUAAAUGAGUAUGGUCUUCCAAUGGCAGUGGCACAAGUAUUGUCUCAGAGCCUGGCUCAAAACCUUGGAAUCCAGUGGGAACCUUCUAGUAGAAAGCCAAAAUGUGAAUGCAUAGAAUCCUGGGGCGGCUGCAUCAUGGAGGAAACAGGGGUAUCCCACUCUCGGAAGUUCUCCAAGUGCAGCAUCUCAGAGUACCGAGACUUUUUACAGAGGGGAGGCGGGGCCUGCCUUUUCAACAGGCCAACAAAGCUGUUUGAGCCCACAGAAUGUGGGAAUGGAUACGUAGAGGCCGGGGAGGAAUGUGACUGUGGUUUCCAUGUGGAAUGCUACGGAGUUUGCUGUAAGAAAUGCUCGCUCUCCAAUGGAGCCCACUGCAGUGAUGGCCCCUGCUGCAACGGCACCUCCUGUCUUUUUCAGUCACGAGGGUAUGAAUGUCGGGAUGCCGUAAACAGCUGUGAUAUCACUGAAUACUGCACUGGAGACUCUGGCCAGUGCCCGCCAAAUCUCCAUAAACAAGAUGGCUAUGCCUGCAAUCAAAAUCAGGGUCGCUGCUACAGUGGGGAGUGCAAGACGAGGGACAACCAGUGUCAGUACAUCUGGGGAACAAAGGCUGCAGGGUCAGACAAGUUCUGCUAUGAGAAGCUGAACACGGAAGGCACUGAGAAGGGCAACUGUGGCAAAGACGGAGACCGGUGGAUCCAAUGCAGCAAACACGAUGUGUUCUGUGGAUUUUUACUCUGCACCAAUCUUACCCGAGCGCCGAGGAUUGGCCAGCUUCAAGGAGAGAUCAUCCCCACGUCCUUCUACCAUCAAGGCAGAGUCAUUGACUGCAGUGGUGCUCAUGUGGUUUUAGAUGACGAUACCGAUGUGGGCUACGUAGAAGAUGGUACUCCAUGUGGUCCAUCCAUGAUGUGCUUAGACCGGAAGUGCCUACAGAUUCAAGCCCUGAAUAUGAGCAGCUGCCCACUUGACUCCAAGGGCAAAGUCUGUUCAGGCCAUGGGGUGUGUAGCAAUGAAGCCACCUGCAUCUGUGACUUCACUUGGGCAGGCACAGACUGUAGCAUCCGGGAUCCCGUUCGGAACCCCAACCCCCCGAAGGACGAAGGACCUAAGGGUCCUAGUGCCACCAAUCUCAUAAUAGGCUCCAUCGCUGGUGCCAUCCUGGUAGCAGCUAUUGUCCUUGGGGGCACAGGCUGGGGAUUUAAAAACGUCAAGAAGAGGAGGUUCGAUCCCACUCAGCAAGGCCCCAUCUGAGUCAGCCGCACUGGAGGAAGGCCACCUUGUACUGUUGGGUUCUGGGUGUGAUGGGUUUUCAGCCAUGCUGCCGGAACUCUGAAGUCUGGAAACAAGACCAUUGGGUGGUAAUAACUACAGAACUUAAAUGUGGAAAUGGGGAUGGGGUACAAGACAACUGUCCCUUUUGGAAAUAACUUCAAGUAAACCCUCCAGUCACCUGUCCAUAAAGGGGAGGGGGUUAAAGACCAUGUCAUUAAAAAAAAACUGUUCAGAAUCCUCUAUUUUUUUCUUUCUAACUAAAGGAGAAAGGAAGAACAGCAAAGCGCAAUAAAGAACACAUAGCAAAUGAUUUUCCCUUUAGCCUGCUGACACCUAGUAUCUUCUAAGUGAUUUGGCAUGAUUUUUCCCCUUUGCUAUCAAAGACAAACUCCAGUGGCAUGAAGAUCCAAUUUUGGAAAGGAUAAAAAAACUGCAUGGCAUAUAUAACACCAAGCUAGCAAGCCGAUCUUCAGCAAAACCCACAAUGCAAGUCCUAAGGGGAAGAUGACAGAGGAACACACAGAAGCUGCCUAGGCCUGGAUACCGCUUCCUCCCUCUAUCCCCCUUCCGUAUCCUCUCCACCCGCCCCCCCCAUCCCUUUCCCUCACCUCCGUGUCCCUCCUGCUCUAGACCAACCCACGGCAGCACUGAGCCAGACUACACUCUUGCUGAAUUCCCUUUCCCCACCAUUUUCUCCCCUGGACCAAGCAUCCUCUGGAAAUAGGAUCUGGAAUUUGAACAAUGUUGUUGUAUAGUUCUUUUAUAAAUGUAAAUAUGGAAAUAGGAGAUUUUGACAUGCCAUUUUCACUUGUCUAUACUGGAAUGUUUUCCUUGCGAAGAUUCUCCCUACAUGAGUUGUUGCUUGCUCCACAUCCUCUUUUUCUUUCUUUUCUCUCGUUUUCUUUCCUUCAUUUUCUCUGUCCUCUCUUAUAACAUGUCCAAUGAUUGUUGGGCUUGCUUAACAGCACAGAUGAUGUAGCCCCAGAUACAGGGAGUUUGGGCACAAAACAAAGCUAUUAUGCUUGAAACCAAAAUUAAGAAAAAAAAAAAAAGAGGACACAAAACAACCCAUAUGAAGAACACAACAAUUAUGUAAAUGUGAGUAUAUAUGUUCUGAUUAGUCUAAAAUUUUUGAUGUCACCGUAAGCACAUGUAUAUAAUGUAAGAAAACAGAGACCCUUCUCAAAUGAAUCACAAAAGUGCCAAGCUCAUGAUCUUAGUUUUUGGUUUCCCUGUCUUAAAUGUGAAAGGAGGAGAAACUUAAAGCCUUAAAUAAAAAUUAAUAACUUUUAAAUGUUGAAAGCUUGGAGAAAAGUUAAGCUUUCCAUUCUGUUCCUAUAUAUUUUUGUCAAAUUUCAUUUAUGCUUCAUCUUCCCGCCUCAGAACGCCAGCGCGAUGGGGCAGAGCAGCGGGUAGCCUUCUGGUCAUUUCGGCCUGUCAUUCAGCUUGGUGAUUUCGGGAGCUCGCUUGGCCCUCAGUGUUUAUCUGGCCUGUGGACUCUGGGGGACUGUCAUGGGGUUCCACCACAUAUGAACCCACACUCUUUUUCCUACAGUAGCUCGGGAGAGAGAAUCUUGGCAUUCCUGAGAUUCUAGAUUUCCCUUCCCUUUCCUUCCCCCAUUCCUUCUUUAACAUAUAGCCAGGAUAGCGUCCAUUGAAGUGUUAGGGCAACAGGUUCCUGAAGAAAUUCUCUGCUUUAGUCUUUGUUUUAGAUCCUCAGAAUUGUGCAGGAUGGCUUCAGCGAACCCCAUCUGGAAUUUAAACCCCCGAGAUCUGCACUUAGCUCUAAACCCCUUUCCAACAAGACUCAAGCAGCGAGUUUGACAUUCUUCUGGACUAGAAGGGAGGAUUUCCUGAAAAUGGGCUGCUUAGAGCUGGAGUUUCUCCUCUUCCCUCACAGAUAUCUUUAGUUAUGGAAGUUUCACACUCACAGCACAUACAUCUUGAUUGCUGUAUACUACCCCAGACCAUAACCUAACAUCUGAAUCCUCGGGUGGCUUUCUGGGAAUCAGGUGCUAUGCGGGUAUGCAGUCUCUUGCUUGAACUUGCUGUUUGCUUAUAUAACGACAACAGGGCUAUCUAUAAGGUUUAUUGGCCUUAUUCCUGGUUUUAUAAGACACAGGUUGCACCCCUUUAUGGAAAGGCAGUGGCUCAGCUUGGAGGAAGGUUGGAGGAAAUUCAGGUAACUUGGCAUUGCUCCCUGUCGUUGCAUUGUCAAGGGGUCCACGCACACCAAGCAGCUGACAACCACACUGCGCUCAUUUCACUAUUUCCGAGGCACCAUGUGACUUGAUUGGACACGAAACCAUGCCAGUUAGAAAACGGAUCUCUAUUGUUAACUUCUGAGCAUUUCACAAACAACAUUGUAAAUGUGCGAUGUUACUGUGUUUUAAAUCAGACCACAGUGGUCCCCAAAUAUUAUGUACAUAUGACAAAUGUCAGUGUAACUUUUGGUCACACUGACAGUUUCAUAGGUAGGCAAACCUAUGCUCCAGUGUUAAAUUGUCUGUGCGUGUAUGUAAAACGCACAAGUGUUGAGCUAUGUGUGCACAGACAUAAAGGGGAGUGCGGUCGUACUGUACGCAAUGGGUUAGCGCCAUUUUCAGUGGUGUUAGGUUAUGAAGUUUCUAACCCUUUGCUACCUUUUCUCUUGCACAUGCCAUUUAUUCAUGGUAUGAAUACUCCUUAUCCAUUUGAAUUCAGAGCACAAGCUGGCCAUUGUUCAUGAAGACUGAGUUCCCAUCUCACUGGCUAUUCUUUUCCUGCGAUGACGAAUGACAUGUGUCUGGAUGAGGAGGUGUGCGCUAACGCCCUUGCUAAUGCCCUUGCUCACUGGGGUAGUGCAUGAGCCCACUGGACUAGAGCCACUCCUCUCGGCUAAGUGAGCAGUACACAUAGGUGCAUGUUUGAAACAUGAAUCACAUAGAGCUGUGGAAUUUUGCCAAGUGACGUGCUGUCCUUCGUUUCCACUAUGCAAAGAUGGGAAACACAGCUUUUCAGAGAUGAUGUCUGAAAAACUUUACAACAAUACUUGAAUUCUUUCUUUAAUCACCCCAUCCCAUUUUAAGGUCAUUAAUGCUUCCAUUGUUAACUUUAUUUUUUUCCCCUUCAACUUUAAUAGUUUGUAAUCUUUAAAUGCGCAACCUGAACUUUUGUUUGAUAAAUUCUAAUCCU
This is a messenger RNA of Arvicola amphibius (Eurasian water vole), 5502 nucleotides long. It is a transcript of the gene Adam23, whose product is annotated as ADAM metallopeptidase domain 23. Bases 1 to 2307 code for a protein of 768 amino acids. Lineage: Eukaryota; Metazoa; Chordata; Mammalia; Rodentia; Cricetidae. Gene Ontology annotation, molecular function: metalloendopeptidase activity. Gene Ontology annotation, biological process: proteolysis. Gene Ontology annotation, cellular component: presynaptic membrane. The transcript has 26 exons. The record is from RefSeq and is a predicted model, not a curated record.